Wyeomyia smithii (pitcher-plant mosquito) is the source of this 6065-nucleotide messenger RNA. RefSeq names its product titin homolog. The coding region runs from base 390 to 5303 and encodes 1637 amino acids. Lineage: Eukaryota; Metazoa; Arthropoda; Insecta; Diptera; Culicidae. The transcript is spliced from 4 exons. The record is from RefSeq and is a predicted model, not a curated record.
CUGUCGAACAUUGAAAAAGAAGAAGAAACCGUGCGUUUCUCUCAAGCACGGAAUUUCACUUGAAGAAAAAUCGCAAAGUGUGUGACCAAAAAAUAUGUUCGCCUGAAAACGAACAAGAAAAUCUCAGCGGCUUAAAAAUCAAUCUUAAUUGUGUGCAGAACCACCCAUUAAACACAAAACGUAUCGUGUAGUGCAAGUGCAAUUCGAAGUAGCGGUGAAUUUUGCAUUUUUAUUACCCUUCAGGACGACAACAUUUUGUGCACUCUUGUCAGAUUUGGCGAGUUUGAUGUCUGCUGGUUUGCUGACUUUAAUCUCAUCUGGACAGUAUUUUCUGUGAUUCCGGCUACCGUAAACCCGAAUGAGUUUCGAGAAGCUCUCGAUACAGCAGGAUGAGUCAUCGGAACAGCGAUAACAACACUUCUUGGGGCAGUCGGAGCUCGCGAAAUAAUGAUAGUGGCGGAGCAGGAGGAGGUUAUAAGGAUCGCAGCUGGUCCGGAAAUCGCUAUGGUUCCGACAGUCGGUACAACAACAACAAUAAAGAUCGUCGAAAUUAUCGCAGCUAUGGUAGCCGGAACGAGCGACGCACCUACGAUGAGCGAAGGGGAAAUUCUUACCGAAAUAGUUCUUGGACCAGUAACGUGGGAAUGGACAGUGCUUACAUGUCUCAUUCUAGGCACCAGAAAAAUUGGCAUCAGAACAGAAAAUCUGAUAAGGGAAACACAUACGAUGCCCAGAUAGCACCGCCAAAUCCGCAAGUGCAUGAGUUCAGUGAUCCGGAGGAAGGAGAAAUAAUAGCUACUGACACUGAACAAAUCGCAGUCCCCACCAAUGGCGGACACGAUGAUCAGAACUGUGAACCAGCAGCAGAAACUAGCAUUAAUGUUGAAAAGAAUGUUAACCAUACUAGUCUCAGCGAUGAAUUCCAAGGUUUUCCUGAAAUAAAUCCACCAAAGGCGUCAAAUGGUACCAAUGCAGAUAAAGACAUCGAUUUAUCUAUAAAACAGUCGCCGUUGGUGGAUAACAAACUAGAGAUAAUUCCACAAGAAAAUGAACUGAUUAAACUGAUAGAGGAUGAAGCACUAAGGAUGAUAUCUGACGCGGAGCAACCGUCUUGUUCAAGCUCGCUGCAGAACGUAACACUAGAGAGUGUUACGCCGGCAACAGUUUCGGCAAAUGCUGCACAAAAUCCAGAACGUCGUUCAACGAUAGAACGUAGUGCUGAACAGGUCACUCGGAAACUAAUAAAUCAAUUGACUACGAUGAACAAAUACAGCUUAAAACAAAUGAUUAACAACCCUGACAGUAAGUACGAAUCCGCACUCAAAACUCACGCACGACAAAAACUACGCGCGGAAGUACGUCGACAGCUGAGAAACUUUAGUCUUAGCGAAAGUUCGGCUCAGACGAAGACUACAUGCGGUAUGUUAGAGCCGGACGAAUGUGUUGAUUCAGAUAAAAUACCAGAUGCAUUAUUAGAGCAAAUCGGUAAAGUCCUAGAUUUGAAUCUACUUGAUUUGAACGUUGGAGAGGAACAACCUGCGAUAGCUACAGCGGGACCGGUUGAAGAUGAUGACUGCGUCAUCAACCCGAGUGAUGUGGACUAUUCCGCGGCAGAAGUACUUGAUAAAAAUCUUCGUCUAAACGACGAUGACGGACAGCUCAAUUUGGAUGCCGAGGAUAUUUUCGCUCGUGCAGAGAUGCUACUCAUGAAGGGAAGCGAAGCUGGAUUACAGGGCAGUUCCUCGGGUCCAAGCUCGCCGACUGAUGAAAUGUUUCCAAACGAUCAAAUAGAUUCUAUUGUAAGCGAAGAAAGCGGAUAUGACAAAACGCUAGAUUUAAACGGCUGUCCAAACGGCGAUAACAAAGAUGAUAGCCUUAAAGAGGAUCCUACAGCGAACGCCGAAUUUACCUGUUUCUUGAGAGUAAGCACAGUCGAAGAGCUUAACAAAAAGGUGGAUGACGUCCCCGUUUCGGUCGAAGAGGAAACACCGUGCCCUUUGCCGAUCUCUAACCCUCCGACUGCUUCAAGUAGUGAAGUGGAAAAUGUUAUUGAUACAGUGGUGGUCAGUGAACCAGCAAAAUAUCAACCGCAGGAAAUUUCUCCCGAGCAGCUUUUACAAGAAUCUUCAUUCACGAAAACCACCCUUACUGCUGAAGUUCCAGAAAAAAUGGAAACCGAAGCUAUUGUUCAAGAAUUAGUUACACCAGUCGAUAGUCUGUCGGAACCACCGCUGCAUGAUUUACCGAAUGUCUGUACCACAGAUGAACCAUUAGCGGAAACGAUUACCCCUCAGAAUGAACCAUCUAAACAACCUUCAAUUCCCGAAGUACCUUGCUCCGUUGCAGACAGCGUUCCAAAGGAAGAAGCUUCCGAGAUGACUACCAACAUAACUCAGGCACCUAUCCAACCUGAAUUAGUAACUCGCAAAACCAAAAGUUCAAAAACCUACAAACCAAAUCUUGUGCAACACGAGCAGCAAAAGCGGGACAGUAAAUCCUCAAAUAUGCCACGUUCUUCAUCGAAUGCACCCACAAGUGCUAGCAGCAACAUUAAUUCAUCAUCUGUAACAAACAAGCCAUACAAACCUGGACCGAAUCUCGCAGCUUUAAAACAGACAGGUAAAUGCAGCAGCGGAAGCAACAAGGGAACAGUUGCUGAUGAUAGUAACAAGGAUAAAAAUCAAAAGAAACGCGAAUCCAAUAACCCGGGUGGCUCCAGGACGAGUCCAAGCAAAAAUACCGGACUCAUAAUGUUAGCAGAGGAAAUGCAACAAUUCUCUUCGUUCUCAUCCGUAUCUGCAUUGAAACCUGUCUCUACCCGACCAAAAACUCCCGGUCCGAUGGCGACACCACCAGAACAAUUUGAAACGGAUAAACAAAAAAAGAAGAAGAAAAAACGCAGCCGCAACAGAAAGAGUUUUACGGAAGAUGUUGGCAUGAUGCUGGAGUGCGACCUACGGGUGACACGACCGGUCGUUACAGCGACACCGCCGCCAGUUCCACGCGACUCUGCGCCAGCCAGCUCUAGCAAGAAAACCAGUGAGCCGGAACGCGAAUCAAAACCACUUCGGGAAACCAGGGCACGCUCGGUAGACCCUAAGAUGAUCAGCGAUUCGAAGCGGGAAAAAGAGAAAGAACGCGACCGGAAUAGGGAAAAAUCCAGAAACAGAGAAGCGGACGAGAAAAAAGAAAGCGAGAGAGACGCAAAGAAGGAGAAAGCAAAGGAAGAUCAUCGCCGAGAAAAGGAUAAGGAGGUGAAAAAAGAAAAGGACAAUGAUAAGGGUAAAGAAAAGGAAAAGGAAAUUACUCCAACUGUUGAUGAUUGUCCGAAUAAGAAUAGCACUAUACAGCAGACAGAGCUGCUUACGGUAAAACCUGAAAGAGAAAGAAAAAAAUCACCGGCACCAGCCAAACCGGGGUCAAGGUCUUCAGUUGACACCAACAAGAACUCUAAGGAAACAAAGGAAUUGAAAGAAAAUGCCAAGGAAUCUCCAAAGGAGCCGUUACCAGUAGAGGAGAAAGAAAAGGAAAUCAAUCCGGAAUCGUCAAAGGAGAAAGACCCCAGGAAGGGAAAGGAAACAAAAGAAAGUAAAGAAAAUAACAAAGAUAAGGAUAAAGAACACACGGAUAACAACAGCAAGGAUAUGGAUACGAGGGAAAACUGUAAAGAAAAAGACCCAGUCGAGAAAGAUUUCAAAAACGAAUCCACGGAUAAAUCGAAAGAUAAGGAUUCUGAUGGUAUCGAUGGUUGCUCAGAGAGCGAAGUUAAAAAACCGCAGAAAAAGAAAAGAAACCUUUUGCGUGGACCAAACUUGCUGAAAGGACGCCGAGAAGUUCCAACCGAAGCGGUAAUUGAUCCACAGAAAAAUGGUGAGGAAACUCCUGUACCAGAGCAAACUUCUUCGGUACUGCCAAACCUGCCCCCGGCUCCUGUGUCUGGAGAAACGAUAGCUCCAGAAAAUACAUCAAAUAACUUUCCAAUUCACAAAGUUCGCCGAGAUGUAGUUAUAACAGAAAGCAUCGAUCCUAUUCCGGCGUUACGUUCGACUGUAAGCUCACUAAUUCACCGAACUGCCUCACCACGACCGUGGAAGUCUCCCGGAGAGAAAAAACUCAUUCCAGAUGCACCAUUAAUUACCGCACCAACGGCUACUGUUACGCCAAUGUCACCACCACAGACGGAACGUCAUCAAAUUGCCUGUUCAGCAACAGCAUCUACAACUCUGGCUAUAGAAACACAACAAACAUCGCAACAUCAUCAUCAUCAUUAUCAUCAACAAUCACAACCACAGCAGCAACAGAAUAUCCCUUGUGUCACUCCACCUGUAGUAGCUCAACCGGAUGUUCUUGCUAGGAUUGGGCUUCCCACAACGACGUUGGGAUCUGCUCAAAUGAUUAAUUUCGAGCCUGUCAUGACUUUACUUAACCAAAUGCAGGACAUUGAUAACAAAAUGGGCGACUACCAACGGCGUAAAAUGCAGAUUGAUAGUGAAAUUAUGAGAUUAAACUCAGAAAAGUUCCAAAUUGAGCAAAACUCUAUGCAAUUGCAAAAUGAUCGCUUUAUGGCUCUGAAUGCAUUGCGAGCUGCUCUAGUAGAAUGUGAAUUAAGUGCAUUAGCUGCGGCACAAAGUGCAGCUGUAAUCGCGCCAGUAGUACCGAGCAAUCGCAGACGUCAUCUGACACCAGAAACGGAAGAUCUUCCAAGAAAUAAGAGACGAAAGACAGUUGAAACCGUGACUGGCCCUUCGACCAGUACAGCUGCGGUUCAAGUGUCAUGUCCGGAGCUUUCCGAACCAGAAGAACCUUCUUCCUCUACUCAACCUAGUGCCACUAGUAACAAUUCAGAAAGGACCAUUCGGCGCAUUACCAAAAUAAGUGACAACACUCAAAUAUUGAAACUUUUUCAAAGGCGUAGAUUGGUAUCGGAAAAAUCUGCAGAGGAAAGUCAAUCAGAGGACAGUGUCAUACCGUCGGUAGAACCACCUGUACCGGCUAAGCGUCGCAGAACCCGUACUGUCCAUGUAGUCGAACCUGCAGAACCGGUCAUCUCAACGCUUCCAACCGGUCGAUUACGUAGUGAUGUGAACCGUUCGGUUGAUCCGAAAAAAUCUGUCGAUGUUCCCGCACCAACGGAGCAGUCAGCUAGUGUUGCGUCGCCACCAAACAUUCCGGCCCCGUCCACCUCUGCCAAGUUGAAGAAAGAUGAAGAAAUCCCACUGAACGUUCACAAGAACUUACUGACACGACAGGUCAAGAUAGUUCUUAGCAAGCUCGAUGUGGCUGGUCGCCGUGGUACCACAUGAUCCCUAGCUACCGGUUGGUCCAACCGGUGAGAUCGAAAGUGACUUCUCCGCUGCAAGGUUUGGUAUUAGGUUUUGAAAGUUCUAACUAAAAUGAAAAACAAUUCUAUUGUUGAAAGCAUUACCGCAGGGAAAGACAUGACAGUCCAGUGAAACUUAACAUCAUAAAAGAGUCUUUAUUUUAGUAUUAUUCGUGUAAACACGAAUAUUACUCAAACAAUUAGGUUUUCCACCAAUCUAACCCAUAAAUUCUGAUGAUUGUAUAUAGAUGUCGAAAGCGCAAUUAAAAGGAAACAAAUAUACGUCUUAAACAAGGCACAUUUAAAUUAAUUCGCAAAAACAGUCAAUCAUUUAUCGUACGAUUCAUACUAAUUUGAUCGCGUACAGCAAUAGGGACUUUAUUUAGAGAGAAAGUAAUAAAAAAUAACAAUAUUCAAUCGUACGUAACAAUUCUAAGCCGUCAAGUUGUUAAACAGGAAUUCCGGUUUUGUCAAGUGUGAAUGUUCAAAUUUAGUUGGAGAGUCAUACAUGUUGAGAUAGGGAAAGUUUUCCACACUUGGCUUUCGUCUAUUGUGGACGGCUCGCAUAUCCAUAGGGGCUCAACCGGCUGCACCCAGGCGGUGUCGUGCAAAGGAUCGCUAUAGAACACUAAGAGUAUAUUGCGCCUGGAAGAUGUCAGUGGAAGCCGAAUGUAACGCGAGGGCAAUGUUAGGAUCAAAACAUAAGCAUGAAAUCGAAGUAAAUUAUCUUAUCUAUGAAAAUGUC